Messenger RNA from Rangifer tarandus platyrhynchus (Svalbard reindeer), 417 nucleotides. Lineage: Eukaryota; Metazoa; Chordata; Mammalia; Artiodactyla; Cervidae. The record is from the annotation of a GenBank genome assembly.
AUGAGAGGCCGUGGCGGGGCCGUGCCCAUGACUCAGGCCUCCAUCCGGCGUGCCCUGCCCCUGCCAGGUUGGCCGGCCUCGCAGAGGGCAGGGGAGGACGGUGGCAUCUGUGGACUGUACCCCUUCUCCAAAAUCGCAUAUCUGCUCACCUGCCGCCUCCCCCACCCUGGAGCAGUUCCUCGGGACUGGCUGAAAGCUGGUCUCCUGGACUAUGGUCCUCAAUCGGGACACCGGGGCCAAUGGUGUCCCCGCUGCUCACACCGCGGGGAAGCGGCGGAGAAGGGAGUCAAGCCGGAUCUGAGUUUCCAGCUGCCCCGAGUGCUUCUGCGGGAGUUCACCGUUCUCCCGGCGGCAGAAGGUCCCGGGCCGCGGGACCGGAGGCCGCUGGGCGGUUUCUCGGGGGACGGCGCCCUCUAG